AUGGAACAUGGUGCUUCCGAUCUGCCAAGAUUAUCUGAAACUGCAGGAAUAGGUCAGCUUUGGGUUGAUAAUAACUCUGUAGAAUGGUGGUCUGAGGGAUCAUGCCUUAGAAGGUACAAUUUCGACACUCCGGUGAUAUUUUCUGGUUUCAAACGAUGGGAUGACUUGGGUUUAACUUUAUGCAUUGUAUUGAAAGACGCUGUACAUUUCCACUAUCUUAGCGACAACGAUUCGUUUGUGGUUUCAUUACCUUUCCACACAUCUAAAGCAUGUAUCUUCAAAAAUGGACUUAUAUUGCAGAGGGUAAUGCAGCCUGAUACCUUGGACUAUAAUGCGAAUUUUGAGAACUAUAGAUUUAUUUGCAUCACUCAUCCGAUGUCACCAUUUGGGUCCAUUCAAUUCCCAUCCACUGCAUCACCAACGGAUUUAAAUGAUAUUGAGCUCAUAUACUUCCCAAAAGCAGAUUCUUUUGGAGUGGCACUUUUCUAUCAACGAACCACUGAACAGUUAUUUUUCUAUAGUAUACAACUAUUACAAGACAGUUCAGAUUCGGUGACGUUAAAAUCUCCGACUUUGAGUUUAGAUUCAUCAAACUCUGUGAGAAAGAAAAGUUACGGCAACCUUGCUCCCAAUACUCCUGGGUCAAGCGCUUCCCUUUCUAAUGCCAUACAACGUCGUAAGACUUCUGAUAUACCUUAUGGUUUCAACAACAAUAAUUUAAAUAAUAACUUGAGGAAAAGAUCUGCAUACAACAGGAGAGCAACAUCAACAAAUUGGACCGCGGAGGAUACCAAUUCGGAGAUGACGAAUACACUGCAUGUAAGUGCCAAGCUUGCACAGACACCCAACAGAAUGAAUUCGUCAUCUUUAUCAAAAAGAAGCAUGUCAACAAAUGUGGAGAGAAUCAUGGAAAUGACGCCUACGAUGAAUGCACCUGAUCAGUCAAUAUCAAGUGACAUUUCCAAAGAUGUUUACCUAACAAAAAUUACUGCAGUGAAAGUACCUUCAUUAUCGUCCAAGGGAAAAGUAGUAUCAACCAAGAUGGGUGAUAAGCAAGCUAUUGGAAUAUUAGAUAACGUGAAUGGUUGGGGCAAGAUAUGGAUCUUCAACUUGAACAAUUCUGUCAUGACGAAUGUCAGGUUCAAAGCAUUUGGAUACUCUCCAAUUUCAAUGACGAAAACCAUGGAUAUAAAACCUGGGAUUGUGCGAGACGUUUGUGUAUAUAAUUCGGAAGAUCUCAUCGGUUACUUCGCCUUUUUGCAGAAGGAUACACUAAUAUUGUACAACCCAUAUCUGGAGAUUACAUCCCCCGAGUUCCAACUCCAUGUCUCGAGUCCUGAUGAUUGUUACUAUAUUUCAGAUUCUUAUAUGAUAAUAAGCAGCAGCAAUUCUUGGGAAAUUGUUCCUUCUCCUCAUACGUAUCCGACUGGAAAUGCCUUGAAAUCAAUAUUUAUUGGUAUCAAAUACGUACUACACGAAACUUUUCAUUUAUUUUUAGCUAUAUGGCAAGCACAAAGAUCAGAGCUGGAAAAAUCUAACACCUCUCCGCUACAUGUUGCAGACUCUGAUCAGGAUUUCAUUGCAUUACAAAACACUAUCCUUCUAAACCUUGAUAAUUGUAAUGACACAUUCGCUCAUCCCUUGUAUAAAGAAGAUCCUUCAUGGCUUGCCAAAGUUACUAUGUGUCUACACCUAAUGCGGGAAGAGUUUCAACUAAAUAUUUAUGAGCUUGAAAUUGUAAACAAGCUUGCUCGGCUACUCACUAACCUCACUAGUUUAAUGAAUUGGCCUCAAAUCUGGAUUGACUAUUACCACUCGCCGGAAGAUCGAUUACAUCCCUUGACAAUUGUAUUUGAUCAACCCAUUGAUGAACCUCCAUCGAUAUUCAAGACUUUAUACAGUGCUAGACAACAGUCUCAUGUCCCACUAACGCCAUUCAUUACACUAUCACGUCUAAUAAAUGACGAUUCAUGCGAUAUUGAUGAUAUCGUGACCCCUCUAACCAACAAAAUGUUGAAAUUGUUUCAAUCCUUAACAGGCAAUACUACACUAAAUCUCUUACAAUUACUGGGACAGCUGAAUAUUGGGAAAACUGAAUUGGAAGCUCUACCUGUUGGGAUAUACGUGCCUUUGAAAAGGUUAUUGUUAGAUGUUGAAAAUGAAAUCGACCAUGUUGACGAAAACGUCGAUAUCGAUUUGAUUGACAGAACUGAUUUGCGAAUAAUAAAAGAUUUCAUUUCUUCACAACAACAGAAGAAGCUUCCUGGUCAGUUUAAAAGCCAGAAUAUUUCCAACAUAGCAUCAUCAGAACCGCGAUCUAUUUUGCAAAUUUACAAACAAAUUGCUGAGAAGAGUCUGAAUGUAAGUUCAAAAUCUUCUAAAAUUGAAAGCAUAAACUAUGAUAUGAUCUCUACGAAGAAACCAAUUUUCAAUCACAAGGAGCUCUUUCUGGAUUUUGUAAAAACUUUAUCCUAUUCUAAAACGCAUUCUGUUGAUUUACCAAAGCUAAAGUUGGAUUAUAGUAACCUACUUAUUCUGAAAAAGCGGACCGCAACGGCAAUGGCAUAUAGGGCUCUAACCAGUGGGUUUGGUUAUGCAGCGUCUUUUCUUUGCUCAGAUCCUACAUUGAAUCAACAUAACUUUGUGGAAGAUUCGUUGUCUUUAAGUUUUCAUUUCGACGUUGAUGACACCGUAAUAUCUCUCGAGAAAAACUCAUUUCCUGAUGACAUUCUCGGUUGGGGGGCUUUUCACAGAGGUGUUGCCAAAGGACUUGCAUUAGACACGGAUAAAAAACCACUCACAAGUGGUUGGCUAAACUUUAACAAUCAAGACGUACUGGACCCUGAAUAUGGAGGAUUUUUGUUAGGAUUAGGCUUAAAUCGUCACUUGUCAGUAUUAGGUGAAUGGCAAUUGUACAACUUUUUGAGUCCAAAAAAUACAUAUGUCAGUAUAGGGCUCUUAUUGGGAAUGUGCGUGAGUAUGAGAGGUUCGAUGAGUUUAAAGAUGACCAAAGUACUCAGUGUUCAUGUUCUGGCAUUACUACCGCCGGGAUCUAGUAACUUGAACAUUGACUAUAAGAUACAAAGUGCUGGCUUAGUGGGGCUUGGAAUUCUUUAUGAGAAUACUCAUAAUCGAAGAAUCUCAGAACUAUUCUCUAACGAACUCACUUCUUCGAUAAACAUCAAUGAUGAAAAUGUUCCUGAUGAAGGGUACAGACUAGCUUGUGGAAUUGGAAUAGGUUUGAUCAAUAUGGGUUGCGGUGAAAAAAGCACAAACCCUAAGGCUGGGGGCGAUUUUGACGAUUACAACUCACAUCACCCCAAAGGUUCGAUUGACCCACAAGAUACCAAUGAAGGAGAUCGUUCAUUUGAUUUUUCUUUCAAGAGUGGUACUAUGGACCCAAAAAUCAUUGAAAAACUAGUUAAUAUCGUGGUGUCUGUAAAUGACGUUGGAGAAGACUGGAUGCCAGUGAACUCUCAAUUGGGUGCUCUUAUUGCAUUGAUGUUAGUUUUCUUGAAGACAAAUUGCCAAACUAUUGCAGAUACGAUUUCUGUUUCCAAACCUAAGGAAGAGGUUGAUUCGAGUAUCUACACCCGUCCUGAUUUGUUUAUUUAUCGAGAAUGGUGUGUGAAUAUGAUCAUGUGGGAUAAGAUACCUCUUGAUUGGCGAUGGAUAUUAGAAAUUUUACCGAGAAGUUUUGAUCCCAAAAAUGUAACUAGUGAUAUAUUACCAAUAUAUUAUAGAAUUGCAGGGAGAUGUCUUUCAGUGGGAGUCAAAGGCGCCUCCUCUAACUCUAUUUCAUUGAGGGAAGGGCUUUGCAGGAUAUUAGACAUGUUUUUACCAAUGUAUCAAUAUUCAUUGGAAAAGCGGGUUGAUAGCCAGUUACUCUUCAAAGGAAUUACUAAUUUGAUAAAUUGUGUGGUUUUAGCGAUGAGUUUGAUAAUGGCAGGAUCUGGUGAUAUAGAGGUAUACAAGAGGAUACGAUAUCUACACUCAGUUUCACACGGAAGAAACUCUUACUUGUACUCAAUGUCAAGGAAAGACCCUUCCAAUACCUUCGAAGAAGUAGAAGAGGAAAUUCUCAACAUCGGAAUUGCAGAGCGGCCAAAGAAUGUUGAUUAUGAUAACCACUAUGGAAAAUUUAUGACGACAAAUAUGUGCAUGGGAUUUUUAUUCCUUGGGUUAGGGCAUUAUGCGUUGAGAACUGCCAACAUAAAAGACCUUUCAUACUUAAUAAUCUCCGUUAUUCCAACUUUCAAUUCUCCUUACUAUUUACAAGAGACCAAGUAUCUCUGGCGAUUAGCCAUGAGUGAACGAUUUCUAUUGGUCAGAGAUGCUACAACGGAGGAGCUAAUCAGUGACGUGCCGUUGUUGAUAACGAGUAAAGAUACGAAAAGUAAUGAAGUUUUACACGAAAUGAAGUCUCCCUGUCUACUUCCUGUGAUUGAAAGUAUAGUCAGAAUUCAAGUACGGGCUCCAAUGUACUAUCCACUAACGUUGGAAUUUGGAGAGAAUAAAUUGAACAUUGACAAGUUCUUUGAGAAGGGUUGCUUUAUUCACGUAAAGAAAAGAUCCAUCGAAGAUUAUGGAAAGCUUGGAGAGAAAACUGCAAAGAAUGAUUUAAAGGCAAUGUAUUACAAAAGCUUGUUAACUCAGCGUACUGCGAAUUCUCUAUUGGGAGACACAUCUGAAGAAAAGAAGUCAUUUUACGAAGAAUUUUGUAGUAAGAAUGUUGAGGAUUUGGAAUUGGCACAUUACCAAAAUCCAACCCAAGAAUUUAACUUGAAUCUCCUAACAGGGCUAGAUUCAUUCGAUUUUGAAUUAGAGAUAUGGAGGAAACGUCAUGAUUUAUAG
Kluyveromyces lactis is the source of this 4854-nucleotide messenger RNA. It is a transcript of the gene APC1, whose product is annotated as anaphase promoting complex subunit 1. Gene Ontology annotation, cellular component: anaphase-promoting complex. Lineage: Eukaryota; Fungi; Ascomycota; Saccharomycetes; Saccharomycetales; Saccharomycetaceae. Gene Ontology annotation, biological process: protein K11-linked ubiquitination; anaphase-promoting complex-dependent catabolic process; metaphase/anaphase transition of mitotic cell cycle. The record is from RefSeq and is a predicted model, not a curated record. Gene Ontology annotation, molecular function: molecular adaptor activity. The transcript has a single exon. Bases 1 to 4854 code for a protein of 1617 amino acids.